This is a messenger RNA of Salvia miltiorrhiza (redroot sage), 2464 nucleotides long. RefSeq names its product pentatricopeptide repeat-containing protein At1g62680, mitochondrial-like. Lineage: Eukaryota; Viridiplantae; Streptophyta; Magnoliopsida; Lamiales; Lamiaceae. The coding region runs from base 89 to 2116 and encodes 675 amino acids. Gene Ontology annotation, cellular component: chloroplast. Gene Ontology annotation, molecular function: protein binding. The record is from RefSeq and is a predicted model, not a curated record. The transcript is spliced from 2 exons.
UAUAAGUGAAGCUCUUCUUUCUCACUUUUGUACCUUACUUCAGAUCUAAUCUCUCUUUCUUCGCAUUAAAUCUCACCGCCGAUUAAGGAUGAUGGCCAGAAGAGCUGUUGUUUCUGCAAUUGAUCUCAUUCAUCGAAGAGGAUUUCUCAAUCGAUGGUCGCAGAAAUCGGGUAUUCUCUCUCCUCUGUUCUCUCUCUUCUCUUCCGAGGCUUUUCAACCUAAGCGGUCUAGAAUCGAUUUCAGUUGUGUUAAAGAAGUAGACGAUGUUAUUCAAUUGUUUCAAAAAAUAAAGAGUUUGCGGCAAGAGCCUUCUGUUCUCCUGUAUAACAAACUCAUGAGUGUUAGUGUAACGAUUGAGCAGUAUUAUAUUGCCCUUGAUGUGUUCGAUGAAAUGCUCAGGAUGGGUGUCCCAGUUAAUAAUUACACAAGGAAUAUUGCUGUCAACUGCUGUUGUCUCUUGAAAGAUAUAUACUCAGCUUUUUCUAUAAUGGGAUUCUUUCUCAAGGGAGGUUACGGACCAGAUACUGUGACAUACGGCACUCUCAUAAAAGGGUUAUUCUUAGUUAAUAAGGAGGCUGAAGCCGUGAAACUGUUCGAAAAGAUUUUGGAUUUAAAACUUUGUGAGCCCAGUAAUGUUAUGAUUCUGCACGUGAUUGAUGGGCUGUGCAAAACUGGACAGGUCAUUGAAGCUCAUGAUUGGCUUCAUAGAUUAGAAAGUAGUGGGUGGAGUCCCAACGUUGACACUUAUAAUGCACUAAUUGAUGGAUUUUGCAAGGGCGGAAUGGUGGACAAUGCCUUCAAGGUUCUAACCAAAAUGGUUGGGAAGGGUGUUUUACCUGACGUCGUCACUUAUAGUUCCAUGAUUAAUGCAUACUGUAAGCAAGAAAAGAUGGAAGAGGCUGAAAAUAUGUUGGAAAUAAUGACGCAACAAAAUAUUUGUCCCGAUGUCUUUACUUAUUCUUCGCUUAUUGAAGGGCUGUGCCUGAAGGGUGAAAUCGAAAGAGCGAAACAGUUACUUGAUUCCAUGGUAGAGAGGGGCCUUAAACCCAAUAUUGUUAACUAUAGCACCUUGCUAAAUGGAUAUUGUAAGAAGGGAAGCGUGGAUGAAGCUUGGCUUAUUUUUCUUGAAAUUUCCGGUAAAGGUCUCGAGCAUAAUGUGCAAACAUAUAGUACAUUAUUGGAUGGGUUGUUGAAGCGUGGGAUGGUUGAUGAAGCUCUGCUUCUGCUGUCCAAGAUGGUGGAGAAGGGCAUCUCGCCUGAUGUUGUCACAUGCAACAUAUUGAUAGAUGGGUAUUGUUCGCAGGGCGAGAUGGUUAGAGCCAGAGAGCUCUUCGAUUCAAUGGAAAGGACGGGGAUCAAGUACGAUAUAUUCACCUAUAAUAUCUUGAUUAAGGGAUACUGUAAGACGGGAAAUCUUGAUGAAGCUUUGCAUUUCUUUGAUGAAAUCUCGCAUGUGGGUCUCAAACAGUCGACCGUGUCAUACACCACGAUGAUGCACGGGCUAAUACGCCAAAGUAGUUUUUCAGACGGGUUGAAGCUUUUCCACGAUAUGGAAGCUCAGAAUCUACAUCCAAAUCUCUACACCUACAACAUCUUGUUGGAUGGCUUGUGUCGGAUCCGUCGGAUCGAUGAGGCAUUUGCGGUUUUGACGAUGAUGGAGGCGAGAGGCGUGAAACCUGAUAUCGUAUCGUAUGGUGUUCUGAUCAACAGCUUAUGCAAGGGCGGAAGACUUGAUGAUGCUACGAGGCUCUUCAACCAUCUCCCUUCCAAGGGCUUGAAACCUAGCGCACAUACCUACAACAUGAUGCUCGACUCCCUCUACCAUGAAGGGCGCGAAGGGGAGGCGAGGAUGUUGAUGAUGGAGAUGGAGAGGAGCGGCUGCGCGCCUAAUUUCGUGACGUUCAAUAUUAUUGUGUGGAAUCUGGUGAAGAGCAAAAAGUUCCAUGAGGCGAUUGCUUUCUUGGAGGAGAUGUGCAGGAGAGGAUUUGAUGUGAAUUCGGAGAUCAUUUCUGCUUUGCUUCAGGAACUUAGAAUAAGAGAAGGUAAAGAUGAGAAAUUGCAAGAGAUUCUUAAGAAAGUUUGUGCUCAAAAUCGACAAGUGAAUGUUCUAUUUUGAGAUCAUCUCUAGAUUCAUCUCGAGGGCCAGAGAUGAGACGAGAUGAGACGAGGAGGAAGGAGGAUGCCAUUGUCUUGGGAUUUUGGUGAAGGAGAUGAGAGAUGGGAAUGUUUUAUUUUAAAGAAUUGGUGAUGAUGGAAGGUUGGAUUUGGAAGGGGUUUUGUAUGCAUGCUUUCUAAGUGAGUGAAAGUGAUAAAUGCAUAUUCAAAUUUUCUAAAAGUUGAGUCCAUGUACUUGACUACUUGACUACUUUCAUUAUUUGGUAGCAGAAGAACUGGGUUUUGCUAGAUUCAUGUGCUCUCUGUGAUUAAGUUGGACCUUUUUUAAUUAAUGUGAAUUGGAAGAUUA